AUGCGACACUAUAAAGGUAUCGGCGCGGCGUUUCGAACGAGAGAGGGUUCGCUGCGACCAAAGCGACACCUGGGGCCGACCUCGGAGACUCAACGCGACGAUAUCGCCUUCCCACGACAGCGAAGGACCUCCCCGACGCGCAUACAUUACCGCAGCACGCAUUGUCGUCGUAACCCCCCCCCCCCCCCCCCCCCCUCCCCCUGCAUCCCCCACCUCCGCGCGGGGCCACACGCGUUCCCGAACGGCGCACCACAGCCAAUUGGAAAUGGGCUUAAUUAUUCCCGCUACGAAACUAACACUCGCGUUCACAAUCAAUUAAUAAUUUAUGAGAUUUUUACGGCCGCGCCGCGAUCC
Messenger RNA from Iphiclides podalirius (scarce swallowtail), 354 nucleotides. Lineage: Eukaryota; Metazoa; Arthropoda; Insecta; Lepidoptera; Papilionidae. The record is from the annotation of a GenBank genome assembly.